UUUCACCAAGUGAACCGCCGCCAUGUUCUGGGGUUAUGAUUUUGAUGCCUCGAGUGACGAUGGCUAUGGCUAUGGCUAUGGCUACGAUGACGACUGCUAUGGAUCCGACGAUGAUUAUGGCUAUGACUAUGACUCUGAUAGCUGCUACGUUGAUAGAAAGAGUGGCAGAGACUCAACAGAUGAUGGCUCCCGUCGCUUCGAAAACUACGGCCAAGGUCGCGAGCUCCUUGCUGAACUAGCCAGCCAGCGGAAGACCGGGGAAUUCCUUGACGUGGUGGUCCAAGUCGAGGGUAGGGAGUUCCCCUGUCACCGUGCUGUGUUGUCAUCCACACCAUACUUCAAGGCCAUGCUGUCGUCCAACCUCGCAGAGAGUAGUUCAGAGGUCGUACAACUGCACGGGAUUGACUCUAUCAGCUUCUCCAAGAUCCUGGACUUCCUGUAUACCGGGGAAAUCCGCAUCGGCAAAGACGACGUCCAGGACAUUCUGCAAACAGCACACAUGCUACAGUUUGACAAGAUUCUACAGUACUGCCGAGAGUUCAUCCAAGAUAACCUUUGCCCAUCCAACUGUCUGGGCGUCAUGCGCCUGGCCGACGUGUAUGGUCUUUCUGCCCUGAAGAAGAAAGCCAGGGACAUGGCAACGUCACACUUCUCAGACGUCACACAAGAUGAGGAAUUCCUUAGCCUUUCGGCGCAAGAGCUCACAGAUCUACUCAGAGACAAGGAUCUGGAAGUUACAAAUGAAGACGACGUUGUCAAGUGUGUCAUCAGAUGGCUCGACGAAGACCCCGAAAUCCGUCAAAUGGCAAUCCUGAAGAUUUUGACAGAAAUCCGGCUAUCUUGCGUGAGGGUCAGCGUGCUACAGAAGCUGGAGUCACACCCUGUGAUACAAAGGUCAGCAGAAUGUCAGGCAAAGAUCGCAGCAGCCAGGGAGAAACACCUUCAUGGCACACAGGUAGAGGGAGAAGAUACGAGUUGUCUUAGACAGGGAACAUCGGACAACCUGGCAAUCAUUGUCGGCGGUUGGAAGGCGGCUGCAGACAGGAGACGACAUCUUCACAAUGAGCACCCCAUCAUUGCACAGCCGACAUCCCUGCAAAGUGUGAUUUGCUUCGACCCAGACAGUGAGCAAUACUACCACAUCACUACCCUACCAACGCCUGUCUCCGGCUACAUGAGCGUGGCAAGUGCAGAAGGACACCUGUACGUGACAGGUGGGCGGGUGCAUCCUCUGGUGGGCCAGGGUCCUCAUUCUGCCCCAUCCAGGCAAGCUUUCCGCUACGAUUUGCCAUCGGACACUUGGCUGAGGCUGCCGGACAUGCCUCGCGGCAGGGCAGGGCAUCAGUCGGUUGUCGUUAACGGGAAACUCUUCCUGGUUGGCGGUGAUGCAGAGGCGACAGCUUUGGUGACCAUGGAUUGCUAUGAUCCUGAAGAAGGGGCUUGGAUAAAGAUACCUUUGUGCCCGCCUUUGCAAACUUCAUCGCACUUGAUGGUAACAGCCUUUGGAGACAGGGUUGUGUUCAUCGAGGUGCCAGAGAUAGCCGAUGACAAUGACUGCUCCAUUGACGUACACAGGCUCGGUGUUGCCUUGCUGCUCGGGGCUCAAAUGGGCUUUAGGAUCCAGCGACGCACGGAAGAAGGAAAACUGUGUGUCCAUGCGUUUGAUGUAAAAACCGGAGGUUGGAGGUACGCCGAUACCCAGGUAGAUAUCCGAUCUCUGGAGGAUGCUGACAUCAUCACGACUGUUGUCAAUAACAAGCUUCAUAUCCGUACCGCAGGUACACCGUAUGCUGACAUAUAUGUCUUCGAUGCCGAGGAAGAGACCCUAAAUGAGGGUGAUCGAAAAGAUUGGAAAGAGAACUUCCUUCACAUGCAAAGUGAGUACAGUUACCACUACAUGAAUGGACAGGAGGGCAUCGUGGAUACCAUUCGCAACUACGAGUUUGGAGACCACUACAAGUCCCCAAAGACACCCCUUCCCUUUGGUGUAUUUGGCCACAGCUUCCUCCAAACCAAGAAGAGCCGUGUUGGGUGGUACUGCCGGGACCUUGCAGUACUGGAGAAAGAGGACGAGCGAGAGGGAUCAGACGAGUCAUAGAGGGCAAUGAGUGACUGAACUUGAUUCAAAGAGGCAAAAUACAAAAACUUGCUUGAUUAUGCCAGGUUAUGUCCAAAGAAAAAACUAUAAUUUCAAGCCCUAAAACAACACUAUGAUGCCUUUUGGAAUCGGGUCCAAAUGCCAGGAUGAAAACAAUAACAAGCCGUUAUGAACUAUGAACCAAAUUGACCCAUACAAAAGUUAACGUGAGAAGUGAUCAAUUUUUAAAGGCCAGCCCAAACACGAUUGCUUGGAAGAGUCAGGAAAUAUAUUGUUAUUGUAUAUGUAAUGUACCUAAUUUGUAUAAUUUGGGAAUUUUAGAUAGAAAAACAAUCGUAUUACUUUAGUUCUGUUUUGUUGGUAUAAUUAGCAAAGGCAACAGACUUUCCAAGUUGGGGUAUACAAAUGUUAAUCUCAAAGCAGAUAUUUGGGAGGUCAAAUCAGGAUCUGUUUGUAUAAUCAAUGAGAAACACUUAUAAUUUGUCAGUUUUAAAGGUUAACAUCAUUUUGCAAAGGUAUGAGCUUGUGGAAAUCUAUUUACUCCUAUGAUUAAAUGGCAUAGCUUUUUCCAGGAUUAUACCAUUGUU
Molecule: messenger RNA, 2685 nt
Organism: Branchiostoma belcheri (Belcher's lancelet)
Lineage: Eukaryota; Metazoa; Chordata; Leptocardii; Amphioxiformes; Branchiostomatidae
Product: kelch-like protein 24
Exons: 1
Coding region: 23-2098 (691 amino acids)
Molecular function (GO): protein binding
Source: RefSeq, a predicted model, not a curated record